AUGCCACAAGGUUCUCAUGUACCAUUUCUUGCAAGACUGAUGUUUGACUGCACCAACAAUAUGGAAGAAUACGAAGCUUGUAUCAGGGGAUUAGAAGAAGCCAUUGAUCUUAGAAUCAAGAUUCUGGAUGUGUAUGGAGAUUCUGCUCUAGUUAUUAAUCAGAUCAAAGGAGAAAGGGAAACUCGUCACCCUGGCUUUAUUCCUUACAGAGAUUAUGCCCGAAGACUGCUGACCUUCUUCAACAAAGAUGAAUUCCAUCACAUACCUCGUGAGGAAAAUCAAAUGGCAUAUGCAUUAGCUACUCUAGCUUCCAUGUAUCAAGUGAAAUUUCCAAAUGAAGCUCCUCAAAUUACAAUCAUGCGCCUAGAUAGGCCGGCUCAUGUAUUCGCCGUUGAAGUUGUCACAGAUGACAAGCCGUGGUUUCAUGACAUCAAAAUCUUCUUACAGAAACAAGAGUACCCACCUGGGGAAUCUAGCAAAGACAUAAGAACUUUGAGAAGAUUGUCUGGUAAUUUCUUCCUGACUGGAAAUGUGCUCUACAAGAGAAACUUUGAUAUGAAAAUGGUUGUGACUUACAAGGACUGGUAUGAAAUGCUCCCUCUUGCUUUGCAUGUGUACCGUACUACAGUCUGCACAUCCACUGAGGUAACAUCUUUCUCCUUGGUAUAUGGCAUGGAAGUUGUGCUCCCAAUCGAGGUUGAGAUUCCCUCCAUGAGGAUCCUGAUGGAAGCCAAGUUAUCAGAAGUUGAAUGGAGUCAAGCAAGAUACGAUUAG
Molecule: messenger RNA, 774 nt
Organism: Vicia villosa (hairy vetch)
Lineage: Eukaryota; Viridiplantae; Streptophyta; Magnoliopsida; Fabales; Fabaceae
Exons: 2
Coding region: 1-774 (257 amino acids)
Molecular function (GO): nucleic acid binding; RNA-DNA hybrid ribonuclease activity
Source: RefSeq, a predicted model, not a curated record